AAAGCAUCGUCAAAAUGGGUGGUGAUCUCAAUUUGAAGAAGAGCUGGAAUCCGGUUCUGCUAAAGAACCAGGAGCGAGUAUGGGUGGAACAGAAGAAAGCGCUCGAAGAGCGCAAACGCAUUGACCAAAUGAUGAGAGAGCGGGCAGAAGAGCGACAGAUACAAGAAUUAGAAGAGAUGCAAGAAGCUGCGGGUGGGAAGAAGCGAUUGAAUCGGGUUGACUGGAUGUACUCUGGCCCCGCUGCUGGUCAGGCCGGGACAACAGAGGAGAUGGAGGGCUAUUUGCUUGGAAAGCGCCGGAUCGAUGGUUUGAUUAAAGGGAACGACAACUCGAAGCUGGAGAAGUCAUCCGGAGAGAGCUCCUUUAUGGCUGUGCAGAAUGCAAAUAACGCGAAGGAUAUCGCUGCAAAGAUUCGGGAGGAUCCUAUGCUGGCUAUCAAAAAGCAGGAACAGGCAGCAUACGAAGCUAUGAUGAAUGACCCCACGCGACGGCGGGAGCUACUAAAGGCUGCAGGAAUUGAGUCGCGCGAAAAGAGAAGUUCCGAUAGGGACCGAAAGAAUAGAAGGCAUCGUCAUCGAGAUGAUGAAGAUCGUCAUUCGAGGCACCGAUCGAGAAGAUACGAUGAAGAUGACCGCCGUGGCAGGCAUCGCCACCGACACCGGCACGUGGAAAGCCGCUCGCGAUCUAGAUCCAGAAGCGUCAGACCUCUGGGUAGGUCUCACCGAUCUCCGUCUCCUUAUCGAAAGCGUCGAUCAUAUUCCCCACGGGCUCAAGAGACCCGGUCCUACUAUAGAUCAAGGGAUGGGCCAUCCUAUCCAAAUAGGGAAAACCACUACGAUUCCCGACGACCUUCUCCUCCAAGACGACGGGAAGGCACAGGUGAAAGACAUCGUCAAUUUACAAAUGAUGAAGACAGAGCAGCUCGGCUGGCUGCCAUGCAACAAAAUGCGGAAGAGCUUGAUCACGCACGAGCUUCACGCCUGAGCGCUGCUGAAGCACGUGAAAAUGCGCAGCGUGAAGCGGAGGAGGCUGCUCGGGCAGAAUCCAGUAAAUACGGCGGAAAGGGAGCAUUUGUCAACGGACUCAACCGUCGCGCUGGAGAUAUUGAUCUGGCGGAUAGACUGCGCCGGGGAAGACGAGAUAUAGAGAAAGAACAGGAGGCAUAUUAAUGUGGGAUUUUAUUAUUAAUGACGGUGUCUUAAGGUCGGAGUGUUAUUCAUGUGGUGGCAUCUCGGAAAUGUGGUGUUAGGGGCGUUUUCGGCUUCUGGGUAACUGCAUCUAAUAUCCCGUCGUCUGAGUUUCAUUUUUACCAAGAGGAUGUACU
Molecule: messenger RNA, 1324 nt
Organism: Coccidioides posadasii C735 delta SOWgp
Lineage: Eukaryota; Fungi; Ascomycota; Eurotiomycetes; Onygenales; Onygenaceae
Gene: CWC25
Product: RNA-splicing factor
Biological process (GO): mRNA splicing, via spliceosome
Cellular component (GO): U2-type spliceosomal complex
Source: RefSeq, a predicted model, not a curated record